GUGUGGUGAAUAGGUCUUAUAUAAGAUUACACGCGCGCCGCUCCGAUCAGUUGCGCCCAAGAAUACGACCUGUUAGCAGUGUGCACGUCUGUACGAAAAUAAAUCGUAAAUUAUUGAAUUCGUUCGCUAAUAAUGGUAUAUUGCAGCGUAAAAUGGUGUGGCAAGUCAUCUAAGACUUCCAAAUACAAAACGGAUGGAAUAACAUUCCACAGAUUUCCAAAAAAUCCUGCAAUUAAAUCAAAAUGGAUUGAUGCCACGUACCGUGGAGAGUUAUGGUUCCCAUGUAAUACUAGUGUCAUUUGCUCAAGGCACUUCACUGCAGAUAAUUUCCACCAAGUAACGAGCCAGCGGAGACGAUUAAUGAGUUCUGCAGUACCAACUCUAUAUUUACCGGUUUUGAUUGACGAUAUAACUCAGCAACAUAACAACUCGGCAGUAGCAGUUAAAAUACCGCUUAACAUUAUAUGUGUCUGUGAUAUCCAUGAUGAAGGCACAUCUAAAAAAGAGGAUCAUGGCUCUACUUUGCAGGAAUCAGUGUUGAUAAUAACAUCUCAACAGCAAAAUACUGUGUCAGAAACAGCUACCAGGAAGCGAAAACUAUCCCAAAUCCGGGACCCUGACACACCAUCUGCUUAUGAUACUACUGUCAACAAACAACUUUGUCGAAGAAUCAUGGAACUUAAGAGCAUCGUAAAUGAAAAAAAUGUUAAAUUGCGAAAGUUACGUGAUUCAAACAGGAGAUUAAAACGAGAGAUCAUUUCACUGAAAUUUCAUUUAGGAGAAAUAGAAGAAUUAGAAUAGAGAGAUCAUUUCACUGAAACAUUUUUUUAGGAGAAAAGAAUAAUCUAUUACCUUAGCUCUGGUAGUUGAGAGUAAAUUUAAUAUUUCUUUCAUAAUCGUUUUGUAGCACUAAAACCUACGGCUCGUUAUAGAGAAAUAUAAGUAAAGAAAAAGUCAGUCAUCAGUUUUCUUACCAAAACGCGAGAUAUUUCGUUGUCGCCAUCU
Molecule: messenger RNA, 1005 nt
Organism: Cydia strobilella
Lineage: Eukaryota; Metazoa; Arthropoda; Insecta; Lepidoptera; Tortricidae
Product: THAP domain-containing protein 1 B-like
Exons: 4
Coding region: 133-801 (222 amino acids)
Source: RefSeq, a predicted model, not a curated record